Messenger RNA from Schistosoma guineensis, 976 nucleotides. The record is from the annotation of a GenBank genome assembly. NCBI's taxonomy places the organism in Eukaryota, Metazoa, Platyhelminthes, Trematoda, Strigeidida, Schistosomatidae.
CAAAAUUCAUCUGAAACGUGAAACAUUUGCGUGAAGUGCCGUAAACGUUCCUAAUAAGUAACCAAUUCACCAUUUCAAAGCAAUUGGAUUUACUAUUAGAAAUAUAUUUACAAAUUUAUGUGUCAAGUUUCUUUUCCAUUUUGAUCGUUAUCCCACAAAUUAAGACCUACAGAUGUUAAUAAAGACUGGAAACAAAACUUUCUAACAGAAUAAUGUUUCAUAUGAGAUGAACAAACUAACUACAGGUUUCCACUUUAAUGAAGCUUCAUCAACCAUCAAGGAAUAUAACAGUUAUGAAAGUGAAUUCAAUAAUAUAAAAUUCAACCAAUUUAAACGCAUAUAUCAUCAUUUUAUCUUAAAUCAAAAUCCAGCUAAUCCUUCAUGUUUCGGUUGUAAAUCUGGAUUAUGGUUGGCUAAAACAUUUGUCUUUGGUAGUAAACAAUUUGUACAUGAUCAUAUUGAAGUGACUUGUACAAAUUUAAAAAAUAUUUAUCAACCUUGUAAAAGAAUAUUAACUGAAUUUCUGGAUUACGCUUAUGAUUUGAUAUAUGCUUACAGUUCAACUGAUCUAUGUGCACUUGCUGGGAUAUGUGCAGAUCCACCGGAAAUUGACUUUUGUCCACUUUGUUUAAUGAGUGUAGCGGAAGGCAAAAAUAUUUUAUUAUCCGAUGCCCUUCUAAAUGAAUUACAAUCUGUAUUUGUACAUGUAUGUGAUUAUGUAAGAUUGGAAGUAGAAUGUUCCACAUUUUUGAAUGAACUUUAUAAAAAUGUUGUCGAUAUAAUCAAACAUGUUGUAGAACCACAUUUUGUUUGUCAGCUAGGUCACAUGUGUAAUGCAACAUAUACAGAAGGAUCGGAUUACAUUAGAAUUGCAUAAGAAGAACACUUUUUUUUAUUGGUAAACAAAAUGCAUUGUUAUUACAAUUUUAGAAUCAGCAUACAAAAAUAAAUCAUAAAAAUUAUGGAUCAUUUAGAA